CCUGAGUUAUUUCCGUGCAUCGGCUGGAUUGAGCGAUUAGGUCAGGUCAAAUGACACUGUGUUGGGUGGACAGAAGCCUCCUGUCUUGCUGCCUGGUUCACCAUGGCCUUGCUGCCUCGGAAGAAGAGGCGGAAAGAUCCAGCUCUUCCUGGUGCCUCAAACUCCAGGGAUGGGGAUGGCCCUGUCGUGGUGGCAAAGUUCUCUGAGGUUGGGAUAUUUUUGGUGGAGAGGAAAAUGGGCUCAAGUAGGAGAAACUUCCUCACACAGCUUGCUCAGAAAAAGGGUUUUCGUGUGGAGGAGCAGAUGAGUGAAUCCGUGACUCAUGUUGUCUCUGAGAAUAAUUCAGGUGAUGAAGUGUUCGAAUUGCUGGCGAAACAGAGUGGAAUUUGCAGAGCGGCCUUGGUAGAUAUGACAUGGUUCACUGAAAGUAUGGCAGCAGGCAAACCCUUGGAAAUAGAAAAUCGUCAUCGGCUUCAGGUGAACAGAACUGCUGAUUGUAGUGCCACUGAUAUUCCUGUUUCGCAGUACGCCUGUCAAAGAAGGACAACACUGAAUAAUAGAAAUAAUUUAUUUACGGAUGCUUUGAAGAUACUUGCAGAACAUGCAGAGUUAUGUGAAAAUGGAGGACGGAACCUGGCAUUCACAAGAGCAUCUUCUAUUCUAAAAUCAUUGCCAUAUCGUAUAACCAAAAUGGAUGAUCUCCAAGGAAUUCCCAGUCUUGGGGAACAUUCCAAAAAGGUGAUUAAGGAAAUCCUUGAAGAUGGAAACUGCAGGGAAGUUGAGAAGUUAAUCCAAAAUGAAAGAUAUCAAACACUAAAGCGAUUUACCAGCAUCUUUGGUGUUGGUGUGAAGACAGCUGAGAAGUGGUAUAGAGAGGGACUGCGAACGCUGCAUGAACUGAAAGCAUCAAAAAUAAAACUCACUAAAGAACAAGAAGCAGGCUUGCUCUAUUAUGAAGACCUCAUUGUCCCAGUCACAAUGGCUGAGGCAGAUUCAGUCAGGAAAAUUGUUGAAGAAACUGUACACAGAUUUCUACCUGCUGCAGUUAUCAAGUUAGCUGGUGGCUUUCGAAGAGGAAAGGAAUCUGGCCAUGAUGUUGACCUUCUGAUUACUCACCAGGAUGAAGGCAAGGAACAGGGUCUACUUCACCAAGUGAUUAAUUGGAUGGCUGCCCAGGGUAUGAUCUUGUAUGAUGACAUCACAGACAACAGGGACCAAAAGUGGAAGACCAAGGAGCCGGAGAUAUUUGAUCAUUUUGCAAAGUGUUAUUUAAUCUUCAAACUGCAGAAGGAUAUGGGAAAUGUUGUAGACCUGAACACGCCAGGUGAUCAUGACUCUUUGGCUGUGAAUGAGGCAAAGGAAAUGGGACUUGGUGGCCAAGCAGGAACAUGUGAGCGUGCAAGUUGUGCUGCAGUGAAGGAUAAAGACUGGAAGGCUAUCAGAGUGGAUCUGGUUGUUGCACCCUUCAGCCAGUAUGCCUAUGCCUUAUUAGGAUGGACAGGUUCUAGGUUGUUUGAACGAGACCUACGCAGAUACGCCAAGCACUUCAAGCACAUGAGUUUGAGCAGCCAUUCUUUGUUUGAUAAUGAACAGAAAAGGUUUUUGAUGGCUGCUACAGAAGAAGAGAUUUUUGCACAUUUAGGAUUGGAUUACAUACCACCUCAGGAAAGGAAUGCAUGAUGUGCUGAAUUCAACUCCUCAGACUAUGGGGAAGAAACAGUGAGGACAGCUUCAAUGAUCCUUCUCACAAAAUGUAUGUUGCACAUUUAUAACUGGAUAUCUAACACCACGUAAAAAAUUGGCCAUUUACCAGUGUUUGAUUUUGUUUGGCUAGCACGUAGCUCCUGUCUGAUUAUAUUGUAGAAUUGGUAAGUUCUGUGUUAAUCAAUGUUUCUGUUAUGCAUCCAUAUACUUAGCUGUUGGUUCAACUGAUGAAUUCUCUUUGAGUGAGAACCUCUGUCUUUAUGAGUCAGGAGGUUCUCACUUCACUGACUUGAGCACAGAAUCUUAGCUGAAACACAUGGAGGUGUUACACUGUCAGAGCUGCUAUUUUUUGAGAUGAGAAUUUAUGCAUCUGCCCUCUCAGGUGUAUGAUAAAAAUCUCCAAGUUUGAAAAAUAAGACAAGCCUUUCCUGGUGCUGUUGUCAAUCUUUGUCUGAAAUCAAGAAUGCUGAAUAAAAUCAACAUCUGAGCUUG
This is a messenger RNA of Hemiscyllium ocellatum (epaulette shark), 2196 nucleotides long. RefSeq names its product polymerase (DNA directed), mu (gene polm). The transcript is spliced from 12 exons. The record is from RefSeq and is a predicted model, not a curated record. Gene Ontology annotation, cellular component: nucleus. The coding region runs from base 103 to 1680 and encodes 525 amino acids. Lineage: Eukaryota; Metazoa; Chordata; Chondrichthyes; Orectolobiformes; Hemiscylliidae. Gene Ontology annotation, molecular function: DNA binding; DNA-directed DNA polymerase activity; DNA nucleotidylexotransferase activity. Gene Ontology annotation, biological process: double-strand break repair via nonhomologous end joining.